GCCGCUGACGCUGUCAAAAACGUUGUGGCUUCAGCAGUAACAACAGGGAGCCCCCUCCCUCCGCCGGGCAGCCGGGUCACCCGCUCCGUGGGAGAAACUAAACGCUGAUAAUCCAUUAGCUUCGUCUUCCCCGCUUACGCGAAAGUGAUGAAGACUUGCUAAUUAAUUUACAUACGAGGGAAUGAUCUCGGAAGGAAGGAGAAAACACCCCGUUGCACCUGCUCCGCCGAGACUCGUCGUCUGAAUCUGGAGGAGAGCUAUAAAUCAUGUAAAGUGUUCGCGGUGGAGUCGGCUUCUGAGAGCUGUAGGAUUAUGUAUCCAAGCGCUGAAUUUAUAUUUCCCACUAGGAAAAGACUGAAACUCAGAUGCUUCAGAAACUUGCUGUGUGUUUACCACGGGUUCUGCCAACCAGCUCGAGAGGGGAUUUACCUAUUCUUUCAUUAGCCGAGCAUCACAUUAUCUUCAACUAACUAUUCCUCUCCACAUGGCCUUCCUACUAGUGUCAGCUUAUCUUCUGCUGACUCAUGCUCAGGGUGCUCCUGUUGAGAAUGGGGCACUGUUGGAAACACUGAAGUCACAAGUAGGAUUAUUCAGCAAUAAAAGUGAACACUAUUCGGCACAGGUGAGACCUCCUGGCACAAGCCGACAAAUACCUCAGACAAUCAUCAUAGGAGUUCGUAAAGGAGGGACAAGGGCUUUGCUGGAAAUGUUGGAUAUUCAUCCUAAUAUUGUGGUAGCAGCUACAGAAGUCCACUUCUUUGACUGGGAUGAAAAUUACGUGAAAGGAAUAGACUGGUAUAGAAGUCUGAUGCCAUUUUCUUAUGGAAAUCAAAUUACAAUUGAGAAAACACCAGGCUAUUUUACAUCACCACAGGCUCCAGAAAGAAUUCAUGACAUGAAUAGCUCCAUUAAACUGCUGCUCAUUCUAAGAGAUCCCACUGAGAGAGUUAUAUCUGACUAUACCCAAGUGUAUUACAGCAGAGUAGAAAGCCACAAGCCUGUUCAGCUUUUUGAAGAUAUUGUUAUUAAGAAUGGAGCACUUAAUACCAAAUACAAAGCUAUUCAGAGAAGUCUAUAUGAUGUUCAUAUGGAAAAGUGGCUUAAGCAUUUCAGUUUGGAUCAGAUUCACAUAGUGGAUGGCAAUACUUUAAUCAAGGACCCUCUUCCUGAAUUACAAAAAGUUGAAAGAUUUCUAAAUCUUCCUUCCCGAAUUAUGUCUUCGAAUUUUUAUUUUAACCAGACCAAGGGAUUCUACUGCAUUAGAAGUGAUGGAAGGGAGAGAUGUUUACAUGAAUCCAAGGGGCGCCCCCAUCCUCUUGUUAACAACACUGUUUUAGAGCAACUGUAUUCGUACUUCAGAGAGCACAAUGCAAAAUUUUACAGAAUGGUUAAUCAUUCCUUUGACUGGCAUUAAUGCAUUUGGAAUCAAUGUUUCUUAAAAAGGGCCUGAAACAAACUCUUUCAAACAUACCUUUCUAAACCGUAGAGAUUCGUAUUAUGAGAACGUAACAUACUGGUUAUAUGCUUCAUUGGAGUAACACAUCUGUUAACUCAUUGAAAUGGUACCCUUUAUGUUGGGAAAAAUAGGUUUCACGAAUUUGUAUGAUUACUGUGAGUCACGUUCUGAUCUUCUUUCUCUCAUCAUGCAAAUACAUUAACUUCAGCAGACAUUUCAGAUAUGUAUCUGUUGCAAGAUUUGUGCUGUUUUAGAAAAAUGACUGCUUCUAACAGUGUAAAAAAUGUAAAUAUUGAAAAUGGUAUUAUUCUAACUGUUCUGUAUUUUUUUUGUUAGUAUUUUUUAUAUCACGCACAGCGAUAGUGGUGUUUGUUGAUUACUAGAAUUUUUCAUACAGUAAGUUAAAUUGUAUGUUAAAACAGGGGCAUAUGUAGUGGCUCAAAUAAAUAAUUCAUCCUCUGUUAAUAUGCCGAAGUUCUUAAUUAAUAAUAAAAGGAAUCUAUUUUGCCUAUGAUUUUGAAUAGGUGAACUAGAAGCUCCCUGUCCGUAUAUCAUUAGUAUUAAACCACACUCUUACUAUCUUGGGUUUGUAAAAAAAAAUCUCCAAACAAAGUAAGAAUAUGAACUGUUUGAAGAAGCUUUAAGUGAGAGCUCUGAAUGUAAAGAAGUUAAAAUAUCCCAGGCAACCUCAAUUUACACUGUUUUCCUAUACACUAAAAAAAAAAAAAUUAAUGCAAAAAUUUAUUAAUAUCAGCAACUGUACAAAUAUUUGCUUAUAUAAAUUAUGUCACUUUGCUCU
Molecule: messenger RNA, 2255 nt
Organism: Aptenodytes forsteri (emperor penguin)
Lineage: Eukaryota; Metazoa; Chordata; Aves; Sphenisciformes; Spheniscidae
Product: heparan sulfate glucosamine 3-O-sulfotransferase 1
Exons: 2
Coding region: 485-1414 (309 amino acids)
Molecular function (GO): [heparan sulfate]-glucosamine 3-sulfotransferase activity
Source: RefSeq, a predicted model, not a curated record